This is a messenger RNA of Phytophthora nicotianae INRA-310, 672 nucleotides long. RefSeq lists its product as hypothetical. The coding region runs from base 1 to 672 and encodes 223 amino acids. The transcript has 2 exons. The record is from RefSeq and is a predicted model, not a curated record. NCBI's taxonomy places the organism in Eukaryota, Oomycota, Peronosporomycetes, Peronosporales, Peronosporaceae.
AUGGAAAUCGGUGGCGUGGAUACUGCGCAUGACGUGCAGCGCCUGGAGCGGCUCUCUUACGUGGGCUCCGCUGUUUCAAGUUGUGACGGCGAGGACAAACCCGUUGGUAACACUCCUUUGAGGAAGCUCGAGGUCGAUGAAGAAGAAGGAUUGCCGCUCCGGUCCGGCGACGUUCCGAACUUGUACUAUUGGCGCCACAUUGGUCUGCUGAUGCAGUAUGCAGCUGUGGGUUUGCUGUACGGCGGGCUGCCACGGACGGUGUAUCCAUUCCUGAACAAUUUUUUGCAUUUGAACGGCUACCAGACGCUAUCGGCUCGUGUACUGCUAUCCCUGCCAUGGUCGUUCAAGGUGAUGAUUGGAAUUGUGUCCGACUGUUUCCCCAUUUUCCGCUCUCGUCGCCGUGCAUACAUGGUCAUAGGGUGGAUCAUUUGCUCGAGUAUGCUGCUCAUUCUCGUCUUCGUAAAGCAGGAACCUCCGUACUAUAUGGACUCGACACUCCGAGGCAAAGACCUCUCGAAGAUGUCUGCUUCUGAACUACGAGGUCGAGUGAAUUUUCAGGCACCAGAUUCGGGUUCCAUUUACAUUGUGCUAAUGAUGCUAGCAAGCCUCGGAUAUAUGAUCGCCGACGUGGCAUCCGACGGACUUGUGGUGGAAUUUGCGCAACUGUUUUGA